GCAGGGGGCGCUGCGCGGGGGGCGCGGGGCGGCCAUGGCGGAGCGGCGCGGCGGGGCGGCCGAGGGCCUGGCUCGCCUCUCCGAGUGGGCGGACGCGCACCUCAGCCUCCUGCGGAGCCUGAGCGCCGGGAUGGCGGUGGCCGGGGUGCUGGUGCUGGCGCGGAGCGUCCGCUUGACAGCAAAGUUCACAAGUGCUGUGGAUAUACCUGUGGAGUUUGUCAGAAAGAAUGUGAAACUGAGGGGGAAGUUACACCACGUCACAGAGAAGGGCCUGGAGGUUGAGCACAUCCCCAUCAGCCUUCCUCUCAUCACAUCCAUCCAGAGAAAAUGGCAAUCCAAAGGUCUUCUGCUGGUGAAGCUUGCUGGAGUGGAGUUGGCUCCCAGUGGCAUGGCCUGGUUACAGCAGGAGCUGAAACCCAAGCAGAUGAUCUGGUUCCAGCUCCUGGGAAGGGAGGAGCUGGCACUCGAGUGCCUUGUGUUAGUAAAUAAGGGUCGAUUCCUCAGCGUGUGCUUAAAUGAAGAGGUCUUGAGGCGAGGGCUUGGCAGAACAGUGCCUAUUGAGGGGCUGCCUCACGACUCCCUCCUCCACUGGAAGCUUCACAGAAGGCUGCUUCGAGCAGAGUAUAAGGCCUUGAAGAAACACAAAGGAAUAUGGCAAGAAGAAAGCUACUACGAAAGACUUCGAGACCGGAUCGGCGGCAGUCGAGCGGUGCAGAGCCUGAAGCAGUUCGUGAGCUGGUUGAGAAGCUCUGUGUGAGGGUCAGAAGGGAGGCUGGGCUGCUGAAAUGCCAAUUCUUUAUGAUUCUUGCUUUAGCUCAAGCAGAAGGUUAUGAUCAGAACCA
This is a messenger RNA of Dryobates pubescens (Downy woodpecker), 842 nucleotides long. RefSeq names its product chromosome 13 C3orf33 homolog (gene MISO1). Lineage: Eukaryota; Metazoa; Chordata; Aves; Piciformes; Picidae. The transcript is spliced from 5 exons. The coding region runs from base 35 to 757 and encodes 240 amino acids. The record is from RefSeq and is a predicted model, not a curated record.